Funneliformis geosporum is the source of this 576-nucleotide messenger RNA. NCBI's taxonomy places the organism in Eukaryota, Fungi, Glomeromycota, Glomeromycetes, Glomerales, Glomeraceae. The record is from the annotation of a GenBank genome assembly.
AUGUCUAACCCGUCUCAUCAAGAUUACUCGCGUAGACAUCAAACACAGAGAGAUAGAGAUCGUAAUAGGGAACAUUUUACGGACCCGUAUCGCGAUCUUGAUAGACCUUUAGAGGAUCCUUAUCACGAUCAAAAAAAGUCAAAGUCACCACACGUAAGAGAGAGAGUAAGGGAUCGUGACCGCAGAGAACGUCGUAGAACUCCGGAAAGAAAUAAUCGAUACAGAUCUCGUUCUCGCUCUCCAAUAAACAGAAGAGAUCGGGCUGUUGUAAGUCCUCGUGGUACUGAACGCGAACGAGAUCGAAAGGAUGAAAGAUAUGAUCGUGAUCGAAAGAUUAAAUCUCGUUCAGGUUCACCGAGGAAAGAGGACACGAAUAAUUUGACAGCGGAUAGUUCUAUAAUGGUUAUAGAUCCAAAUGAAGAUCCUGAUCAAGCUUUAAUGAAAGCCAUGGGUAUCGCUGGAUUUAACACCACUAAAGGUAAGAGAGUUGUUGGUAAUGAUAUAGCUGCAGUUAGUAUUAAAAAACAAAGACAAUAUCGUCAAUACAUGAAUCGACGUGGAGGUUUUAAUAGGUAA